UGUGUCAAAAGUUCAAAACAAAACGUCAGACAGCUGCUCAAAAAGACCAGUCGGUUUUCUAAAUCAUUUGAUAAUAAGUUUGAUACACAGUACACACUAUUGUAUUGUGCUACUGAAAUUAAAUCAAGUUAUAAUCUAAGUAGUAAGUAAUAAAUGUGUUUUUGAAAGUAACAAUAUAAAAUACUUAAUAUGGAAUUUACUUUGAACGUUUUUACUCUUAAUUGUUGGGGAAUACCAGUGGUGUCAAAAAAUCGACAUGAACGUUUUGAAGCUAUAGCUAAAUAUUUACAGGAGAGCUCUCACAAUAUAGUGUGUUUGCAAGAAGUUUGGAGUGAAAAAGAUUAUUUGUAUUUGAAAGAUAGCUUAAAAAUCAAUUUUCCAUAUUCACACUACUUUUACAGUGGUGUACUUGGGUCAGGUUUGUGUGUAUUCUCGAAAUGGUUGAUCCAAGAUGUCUUCUUUCACCAGUGGCCCUUAAACGGCUACAUUCAUAAGAUACACCAUGGAGACUGGUUUGGAGGUAAAGGCAUUGGUCUUUGCCGUAUAAAGUAUGGUAACAGACUAAUUAAUGUGUACUGCACACAUCUCCAUGCAGAAUAUCAUGUGGAUGAUAUAUAUUUGGCACACAGAGUGUUACAAUCCUACACAACAGCUGGAUUUGUUAACUUGACAACUGCACCUGCGGACAUAUCUAUACUUGCGGGAGACCUAAAUGCAGCACCUGGAGACUUAUCCUUCAAGAUUAUUACCCAGCUUCCACCACUUGUGGAUCCUUACGACAAGUAUCCAUUAUUGAAGGACCCGGCAAACCCGAAUACUAUGGGAACCAGUGAAACUGCAAAUAACAGCUACACAGAUCCUAAGACAGCCAAGAUUGCUCCUGAAGGAAAACGGAUUGAUCAUAUUUUGUACAAACUAAAUCCUGCUUGGGAGGCUGAAGUAAUCCAUUACGGCAAUCCAUUACCAGACAAAGUGCCUGGCAAAGAUUUUUCAUAUUCGGAUCACAAUGCAGUUUCUGUACAGUUGCAUGUAAAACCGGCCGACAAAUCAUUGCAGAAAGAAAACUCUACUGACGACUGUUUCGAUGAGACUGCAACACAAGCCAUUAAAGUUUGUGAAGAGGCAAUGGCCAACAUAUCGAAAACUACAACUCUGUACUUAACUUGUGGUGGACUAAUACUGAUGUUCCUAAUUGGUACUGUUGGUUAUUGGCCAAACAAUAUUAUUUACGACAUUCUAAAAUUAUUUAUCACUGGCAUUGGCUUCUACUACCUCAUCAUGGGAUCUCUAUGGAAUAAAAUGGAAAUGAACAGCCUCAAGGCUGGACUGAGCGCUUUAGAAAAUUUCUGCAGGACAAGGAUUGAAUCAAAAGCACAGACUGAAAAAUAAGUGUACUUACUGGAAUCGGAUUGCAUAUCAACGAAGUGUGAUAUAUAACAAUAUAAGGAAUGAAUUUUAAAUUAAUGGCACUACCUAUUAUUAUUAUUUUUAAGAAUUUUAUGAGGCUUUUUGAAUAUUAGCUUAUUUGAAUAAUUAUAAGAAGUACAUUUUUGACUAAUUUAGUCUGCAAAUCUGAAGUUCGGUAGGCAACACAAAAGCAACAACUGCGCAACAUUCAAAUUUCAAACAAAAUAACUACAGCGCAUGCACUGAGGCGUGGUACGGCGUUGCGAUUCUUUGUCUCUCUCGCUCAUUUACGUUGGAUGGAUGUAUGCUCAAGUUUAAAUGAUUAGUUAAAAACCGAUUACGGAAUCGAUGAUUUUGACAAGGGCUGCAUUGAAGAUUUCAUUGUAUGACAUGAUGCAGAUGAUUUAAUCGUGGAAUUAACUUCUUCAGCAGUCAGAAGUGGUUGCAAGAGAGUUCAAUAUAAUUUCAUUCAAGUUUUUCUUCACACUUUCUGUUCUUCUAUCAAUUAAUUGCUAUGUGCUUUUCCUUAAUUGAUUAGAAAAAGGAUUCCAGUCUUUAGGAGUAAAUCCACAAGACGAGAUCUCGACUUCACUCAGUGUUAAUCUCUUAAUUUUAGAUUUUUUUUCAUAAACAUUGGUUUGAAAUAUCACAGACCGUUUCCCUUUUGCAGGAAUUGCAGUCUCAUAAACAAAACACAGUAACAGCAUGGUUCGGUCCAAAGACCUUUCCUUUUAUAGACAUGAGUCGUGGUACCAUUAUCUACGUACAAAUUUUCUGCACAUCUUCAGAGCAAGUGUAUAUCGACGUUUUGUUUUGUACUUGUUCGUUCUACCAAUCUCAUCAUCCUCCUGCCCUUAUUCCACUGCUUGCAGUUUUCACCUCAGGUUCACGUCUCUUGGUUUCAGUUUAGAGGUGAGGGAACACUCAGAAUGACCAGAUAGUGCUCUUGCUUGUUUAGUAGCAUCUAACUUCAUUUGAAACUUUACAGAGAUCUAGAACGCUACUCUCAACCUUGAGCUGACGCUCUGAAUCUUGGUAGUAAAAUUAUCCAUCGCGACAGGAAAUUUUUCGCUGGCCCGUAACUUAAUGAAAUCACCGGCAAAAUAAACAUAGCUGCUACAUCUAGAGCGUCGCACUUUUUUUCUUUUCUGUUUUUAAAACUCAGAGUUUUA
This is a messenger RNA of Helicoverpa armigera (cotton bollworm), 2579 nucleotides long. It is a transcript of the gene nSMase, whose product is annotated as putative neutral sphingomyelinase. Bases 190 to 1389 code for a protein of 399 amino acids. The transcript is spliced from 6 exons. Lineage: Eukaryota; Metazoa; Arthropoda; Insecta; Lepidoptera; Noctuidae. Gene Ontology annotation, molecular function: sphingomyelin phosphodiesterase activity. The record is from RefSeq and is a predicted model, not a curated record.